Patiria miniata (bat star) is the source of this 4365-nucleotide messenger RNA. RefSeq names its product cytochrome P450 3A29-like. Gene Ontology annotation, molecular function: steroid hydroxylase activity; iron ion binding; heme binding. The coding region runs from base 262 to 1899 and encodes 545 amino acids. NCBI's taxonomy places the organism in Eukaryota, Metazoa, Echinodermata, Asteroidea, Valvatida, Asterinidae. The transcript has 15 exons. The record is from RefSeq and is a predicted model, not a curated record.
UCCAAUCCCUAUCGAAUCACGUUGUUUACCGUUGAUUCUUGCUCCGUAAAAUCCCCGUUUCUGACUCCUGAUCAUCAAUUGCCUUAAUUACCCAAUUACCAGGUUCACUAUAAAUACCCUCUGUGCGUGAAUUACAGAAAAAGGACUGGAUGACUUACAGCCAGGCAAUGUGAAGCCUUUGGAGAGCACUGGUCUUGCUAUUUUGUCCACAUCACAGUCCCAGGGUAACAUUUCACCGUUUGUGUAGCUCAGUAGCGUAUAAUGGAGACAGAAGCCCCUGCAUCACAAGCAAUGGAGUCAGAUGUGUCAGAGGCUGGUUGGCUGUCAACAUCCACUUGGCUCCUACUGCUUUCAGCUGGUCUUCUGGGUCUCAUGUAUGACUAUUGGUGUCAUCAGUUCUUAUCACGAUAUGGCAUUCAGUCACCUACUCCUCUUCCCAUCCUCGGAAAUAUGUUAUGGCUGAUGAGGCAUGACUUUCAAACUAUGUCGAAAGACUGCAGAAAGAAGUUUGGCAAGGUUUACGGGAUGUAUAUUGGACGUAGACCAUUGAUCAUGAUAUCAGAUGUUGACAGGGUGCAGCAGAUAUGUGUGAAAGACUUUGCCAUCUUCACAAAUAGAAAGCCAAGGGGUUUUGAGAGCAGACCCUUUGACAAAUCUCUGCUCAGCCUGAGAGAUAAACACUGGAAGGGAGUGCGUUCUGUCAUCAGUCCAACCUUCAGUGCCUCCAAAAUGAAACUGAUGGCACCUAUCAUCAACAAGUGUUUGGAUCCCACUAUUAAGAUUGUUGCAAAACUUCACGGAGAGGGCAAAAACAUCCAAUGCAAGGACUUGUAUGGCUCUCUUACGCUUGAUACCAUUGGAAAUUGCGCUUUUGGUAUGGAAGUGAAUUGCCAAGACGAUCCUAACAAUCCCUUCCUGGAAAACUCCAAGAAAAUAUUCGACUUCAGCUUCAUGAAUUUUGCUGUUGUCAUCCUGCUUUUCUUCCCCGGAUUCACAUUCAUUCUCAACAAGUUGAAUGUCUCUGCAUAUGACUACAAGGCAAUUGACUUCUUUGAUAAAGUCGUGGAUGAGUCAGUUCAUCUGAGGCAUCAGUCUGAAGCACAAGAAACAGCUGAAAAUAAGAGAGUAGACUUUCUUCAGUUGAUGCUGAAUGUGCACAAAGAAACAACAACCGAUGAGGCUGCGGAGGAGGCUACACAAGAAGAGAAGGAAGAAGCCAAGUACAGACAGAGUAUGAGUGAGAAGAAACUCACCAUGGAGGAGAUCAAGGCUCAGGCGAUGCUGUUUUUCCUGGGCGGUUAUGAAACCACCAGCACCACGCUGAGCAUGGCGUCAUACCUGCUAGCCACAAACCCAGACAUCCAAGAUAAACUGAUUGCUGAGGUAGAUAGCAUGGCACCCACUAGGGAUGAUGUGACCUAUGACAUCGUUUUCAAGAUGGCCUAUCUGGAUAUGGUGGUCUGCGAGACGUUGCGUUUCUACCCUCCCAAUAUGGUGACUACUCGAUUCUGUGCAAGCAAGUACACAUAUAAGGGCAUUACACUGCCUCCACUCACUGAGAUUGCAUUCGAUGUUUUGUCCAUUCAUCAUGAUCCUGAGCUGUGGACGGAGCCAGAUAAAUUCAUCCCUGAAAGGUUCACAAAGGAAGAGCGUGAGAGACGCCAUCCAUGUGCGUGGCUCCCAUUCGGAUUUGGCCCGCGUAAUUGUGUAGCAAUGCGUUUUGCUCUUCUUCAGGUCAAGAUAGCAUUGAUUCGUAUGCUGCAAAACUACCGCUUGGAGACAUGCGCAGAAACUGAGAUUCCUCCAAAACUUGGAAAGAUGGGUUUCAUAACGCCUCCCAAUGGAGUGAUUCUUUCAGUCGUUCCACGAUCACAUGGAGAAACGACCACUUCAGAAUAAAGUCAGUUUUGCAGAAAUGCCCUCCUGAGGACAAAGUGAAGUUCCAUCUUGACACAUGAUGAACAUGAUCAAAUGUCUAGUUACAAGUUAAUGUAGCCAAUGAUGUCAUGUAACCAAUGAUGGUAUCGCAAUAUAAUUACACGUUAAUGUGCUUUUUGUGAGCUAUUAUACAUACCUACAUAAUACGCUUGCCAAAAUAAUUGGUUAAUGGGAUUUUUAACACAUUGUGUUCUGUGUAUUUUAUGUGAAUUCCAUUUCAGCAUGCCAACUUUCAAAGUAACGAGUGUGAAAUUGUUAUACACGAUUCUGAAAAUGAUGCUUGUGUAGUGAAGUGAUGGAAUCCAAAUCUAGUUGGUAUUAUAACAUUUCUAUCAGCUGAUUACGCCAUGUGUAGAAAUAACGUGACAAAUUUGUUGCAUAGCUGCGCAAUAAACUUACAAUCGAUUUCAUGAAACUUGGCACAUGUAGCUGCGCAGCGUUUUAAAUUAUUCAAAAAUUAUGGAUGAAGACAAUGGCUUUUUCAACACUGGUUGUGUAUUAUUUCUGUUCAAUCAUGAAACAGUAUUUGAAUCAUUUCCACCCACCAUUUUGGAAAUUAUAAGCUCAACAAUAACAGGUUUAACAGUGCUUCACUGUUAAACAACUUACACCACCUAAUAUGACAGCAUAAAUCACACAAUAAUUUGUUGCGUAAGUCAAUUGUGCAACUUUUGUUAAAUGUGUCAUAACUGAAAUGUUGUGCAACACGAAUGUCUUGCAACUUGCAUAAUAAAGUGUGGCUCAAGGGGAGUUAUGCCACUGCGCAAAGUUUGUGAAAUCGUCUGCUGAUGAGCAUGUUUGAUCAUUUAGUGGACCUGACAAAACAAGCUGUGAAAUCUAUUAUGAACUGAUUUAAGUUUUUCCCUACAUGGCUUAAUGAACAUAUUAGCAUGUACAGGACGAAACAUAGUUAUUAUAGCUCUAUGUACUCUUGGUUUCUCAAAACUGUUCGUGUCUUUCAAACCUGUUCCCUUGAAAAACCCCAAUAUAUUUUUUUUUCACAGGCAUUAGUCACUACCCAGGUUUAUAGCUAAAAAAAAUCUACAAACCAAGGCAGCAGUCAAAAGAGUGGGCUGGAAUUUUGUAGAAUUUCCUGUGCAAUUUUCCCCUCACAUGACAACUACCUUAAACUCUACGCCCACCUUGAAAAAUUGGAAACUUCUAAAGAAACGGGGUUUCUUUAAACAAGCUGUUUGCAGUCCUGUUCAAAAAGGGGUCUCACUGAUGUCCUUCGCCUAUCAAUUUGUAAGUUUUGUUAGUUGUCAUUUUCAUGCUGGAUGCCUUUCCUCAUGUAACUUUUUAAAACCUUGGUGCUGCUGCUAACUGCUUACUUUUCUGAAUUGUACUUAAUAUUGUAAAACAGGGCGAGACAUUUUGAUGCUAUAGUUUCAAAUGAUUUCUGCCUUUGAGUUCAGUUGCAAAAGUAUUUUGCAAGUGCACUUAAAUUAUGACCAAUACAAUUCCAGCCUCCAUUCUCUUUUCUAAUCAUUUAGCACUGAAAUUUAUGGACCAGUUAAACUUGUAUAGAUCACUUCAUUAAAAAACUAUCAAAUGGCUGAUUUGGAUCAUUAUAUCGGUCAAUGAGUUUUAUUCUACAUGUAAUUUAAUUAUAUCAUAGCUUUUAUCCAUGACGUUUUCGAUUUUUUUGGUUAGAUCUGAACUGAAAUAACUUGUUAAGUUUCUCUGUAAUAUUUUCAUGUACAUUUUUAAUUGCUACAAUUUAUCGUUAUAGAUUCAUACUGAUGGAAUUUCCAACUUGGAAAUGAUAAAGGAAUGAAAACCGAUCGUGCGGCGAUUUGAAUACAUUUAUUAGAAUGUUCUUUUAUUACACCAAAAAAUAUUUAAUUUACAGUGCUUGGUAGAAAGUAAAUAUGGUCAAAACGUAGGGCCAGUUCUGUAUAUCAUGCCAAAUUAUGUAACGUAAACAGUCCUAAGAAAUAUAAUAUAAUUACAAAAGCCAAUAAUUCUGAUAAAUGUACAGUGUACUUUCAUUUUCAAAGUUUUAUAUUAGAAAAAUGCAUUUGCAACAUCAAAAACUGUUUGCUUAAUUUUGGUGAAAAUCCGCCAUUUUGGACGCUCUAGCUGAGAGUUGUGAGUGGUUUUCAUGAAUUUUGAAAGCGGGCUUAUUCAUUACUGGGGUCUAUGGCAGUUUAUUUACUCCGUAUACGUCCAAUAUGGCGGGCGGGUCGGUGACCACCGACUGACGUCAUGUAAAAUUCAUCAAUUAUAUAUCUUAAAAGGAAAUUGUGUAGAAUUUGUUUUCUAUUAUUUGUUACAAUUGUAUUUUGAAUUUACAACUUUUAAUAGUGGGAACCUUAUUAAUACUAUUCCUUUAGGUUGGAUGUUGAAACUUGAUAUUGAGUUUUGCAGUUUUGCUUUGUAUCAUGUUGCAUUAAAAAAACGAAUACAAUGUAUUUUAAAUGCAAU